This is a messenger RNA of Amborella trichopoda, 1954 nucleotides long. RefSeq lists its product as uncharacterized. Lineage: Eukaryota; Viridiplantae; Streptophyta; Magnoliopsida; Amborellales; Amborellaceae. The record is from RefSeq and is a predicted model, not a curated record.
CGGCCCUAUUCGUCCUUAACGCUAAUUUUCCCUAUGUUUCUUACUCUGGUGGGAUCCGUUAAGGACGUUUUCUAAACGCCCAGAGCCCAGAGCCCAGAGAGUCCCUUUAUCUCCUCCAUUCAUGGCAUUUUGAACAAACUUUUUUCUUUAAUUCUCUGUCUCACUCACGCUCUCUAUCUCCACUCUUUCAUGUCUGCAACAACGAGGAAUUAACUCCCAGAGAGUCCUUUUAUCUCCAUUCAUGGCAUUUAUCGGUCUCUUCCAGACACUCUCUCAACCCCUCUUAAACACCACUAAAUGCUCCCCUCUACUCAUUCCUAACAACAACAUUAACUCUCUCUCUCUCAUCCCUCCCCUUAGACUUCAUCACUUCCCUUCUUCUCUCUCCUCAUGGCAACAUACUACCGCCUCUCCUCCAACUUCACAGAAACCCUCUCAAUUUCCAUCACUGAAAACCCGAGCUCAGUUCAACUUUCGUCUCAUCUUCCCCCCCCAAAACCUCCCUCUCAUCUCUCCGAAUGAUCACUGGGGGACAUGGACCGCCAUUUUCUCUGCUGGAGCUUUUGGACUCUGGUCGGAGAAGAACACGAAGAUUGGGAGUGCUUUGAGUGCAGCUUUGGUUAGCACAUUGGUGGGGUUAGCAGCUAGUAAUUUGGGGAUUGUGGGGUGUGAAGCUCCUGCUUACUCGAUUGUAAUGGAGUAUUUGCUCCCUUUUUCUGUUCCUCUUCUGCUCUUCAAAGCUGAUCUUCGGAGAGUUAUGCAAUCUACUGGGAAAUUGUUAUUGGCCUUCUGGCUUGGAUCAGUUGCAACAACAAUUGGAACAGUUGUAGCGUAUCUGCUGGUACCUAUGCGGUCUCUUGGUAAUGAUAGCUGGAAAAUUGCUGCAGCUCUUAUGAGUAGUUAUAUAGGUGGAGCCAUCAAUUACGUAGCAGUCUCAAAGGCCCUUGGAAUAUCCCCAACAGUUGUGGCUGCAGGAGUGGCUGCAGACAAUGUUGUUUGUGCUAUAUACUUCACAUUUCUUUUUGGAUUAGCUUCUGGAAUACCUCAAGAGAAAUCAGCAUCAACAAAUGACUGCCAAAGGGAGAAGGAAGCCUAUUCUGGUAGCUCACCAGUGCGACAGACAGCAACAGCUCUUGGUUUAUCUCUUGCCAUUUGCAAGUUUGGAAUGCAACUUGCAAAGUUGAUUGGUAUCCAAGGUGGAGGUAUUCCAUGCAUUACAGCAAUUGUGGUAAUGUUGGCAACAGUAUUCCCAGAACAAAUCGGCUCUCUUGCACCUGCUGGAGAAUCCAUGGCUUUGAUUUCAUUGCAGGUCUUUUUUGCUGUUUUGGGAGCAAGUGGGAGCAUAUUUAAUGUUAUUCACACGGCACCUGGUAUCUUUGCUUUUGCAUCGAUCCAGGUUGCUGUUCAUCUUGCUGUUAUUCUUGGAGUUGGAAGACUGAUAGGAUUUGAUCAGAAGCUCUUGCUGAUGGCAUCAAAUGCCAAUGUGGGUGGCCCUACAACAGCCUGUGGAAUGGCAACUGCCAAGGGAUGGGGGACUCUUGUAAUGCCUGGAAUUCUUGCUGGCAUAUUUGGAAUUAGCAUUGCCACUUUUCUUGGUAUUGGCUUUGGGGUGAUGGUUCUCAAACACAUGUGACAUUAGUCUGGAACACAUCGCAUUCCAAAUGUACUUUAACUUUGUGAAAGGUCCGCUAGCAUAAGUAUUCUGCUUUGUACCAGAUAUGAGCAAUCAAUAGCGGUCAAUUUUAGGGUUGCUUCUCCAGUUUUAUGUGGGGCCAUAUUGCAGUUGCAGGUGCUUAGCACAUGGUUUACGUCUUAAGGACGAUCAUCAUGCCCUUGUAUUUACGUAAAAUUGCCUUAAACAGCAAGAAGCUGUAAGCAGUGCAGUUACAAGUCCUCCCAGACAUGUGGGCAGUUGUUAAUAUCAGUACAAAUUCUCAUUUUUGUGGAUGUUAAA